Messenger RNA from Colletotrichum orchidophilum, 1053 nucleotides. RefSeq lists its product as uncharacterized. The record is from RefSeq and is a predicted model, not a curated record. NCBI's taxonomy places the organism in Eukaryota, Fungi, Ascomycota, Sordariomycetes, Glomerellales, Glomerellaceae. The transcript has 2 exons. Gene Ontology annotation, molecular function: hydrolase activity. The coding region runs from base 1 to 1053 and encodes 350 amino acids.
AUGGCUUCUAAUAUCAUGGAACACCCUGUGGUCGACUUGCUCAAGUCGCUCAUGUCAAUCGUGAGCACCAGCGAACUUGAAGAAAGCAUUGGUGUCUUUUUAGAAGAGUACCUUCAAUCCUUGGGCUACACCGUUGAGCGUAUCCCCAUUUCACCGCAUUCACCUCGUCACAAUGUUUACGCGUACCUCGGCUCCUCUGGCAAGACACGCGUGCUCCUUACGGCUCAUAUGGACACGGUGCCGCCACAUAUCCCGCUGACGAUUGACGGCGAUACGAUCCGCGGAAGAGGUUCUUCCGAUGACUUGGGCCCCCUCGCAGCCCAAAUUUUGGCUGCAGAGGAGCUGAGAAAGGAAGGCAAAGUGCGGAAUGAAGGAGAUAUUGCGCUGUUGUUCGUUGUUGGUGAAGAGAAUGGCGGCCACGGAAUGAUCGCUGCGAACGACAUGGGUUUAAAGUGGGAGUCUGGCAUCUUUGCUGAACCGACUGAGAGUAAACUUGCAAAGGGCCACAAGGGGCAGGUGGCAUUUGAGGUCAUCGCCAAUGGCAUCGCCUGCCAUUCGGGAUAUCCUCAUCUCGGCAAAAGCGCCACUUCUGCCCUACUUGCUGUGUUGAACGAUCUCUCUGCGGCGACCUGGCCUGAGUCGGAGCUCCUCGGGCCUUCCACCUUCAACAUCGGCACUCUCGAAGGUGGAGAGAAACACAACAUCGUUGCUCCGUCUGCCAAGGCCCUUUGUGAAGUCCGCAUGGUUUCCGACCUGCCAGGCAUCAAGACCAAGAUUGCCGAGAUUGUUUCACGGCAUCCCGACGUGGAGUUGAAGUUUGUUUUUGAAUACCCCGAGGCGCUCCUGGAUUGGGAGAUUGACGGUUUUGAUGCGGCUCCCGUGGCUUUUGGGACUGACGUCCCUCGACUACAGGCCGAGUACUGUGACAAGAGGGUUUUGUACGGACCAGGCUCAAUCUUAGUAGCUCAUGGGCCAGAUGAGUAUAUCCACGUCCCAGAGUUGAUUGAAAGCAUAGCGGGAUACAAGAAGUUGGUGCUUCACUUCCUCAGGUAG